Onychomys torridus (southern grasshopper mouse) is the source of this 2716-nucleotide messenger RNA. RefSeq names its product CRK like proto-oncogene, adaptor protein (gene Crkl). Gene Ontology annotation, biological process: positive regulation of ERK1 and ERK2 cascade. Bases 492 to 1403 code for a protein of 303 amino acids. The record is from RefSeq and is a predicted model, not a curated record. Gene Ontology annotation, molecular function: protein binding. The transcript is spliced from 3 exons. Lineage: Eukaryota; Metazoa; Chordata; Mammalia; Rodentia; Cricetidae.
ACCAAGGGGGAGGUGCCCGGCCGCUUCUCCCGCGUCCGCCAUUUUGUUGCUGAGGCUAUAGGGAGCGGGCUGGGUAGAACGGCCCGGGAGGCGCGACUCUUGGUGGAGGAGGCGGCUUCGUGUGACGGCGAGGGCCGGUGCGGGCUCGUGAGGCUGCGGAGCCGGCGGGUUCCAGGACAGAAGUAAUCGGAGCCGCCCCUGGACGCCGGGCAGCUGAGAAGCCCGAGGCGGCCUCCGCUGUUGCUGGCUUCGCCCACCUCGACCCCAGGGCUUUGCCCCGUGUUCCCGGGCCGCAAAAGCCGGCCCGGUGCAGGCGGGCGGUGGCGGAGGAUGCUGCGGGGCCCGGAGCCGAGAGGAAGGUCCUGAUCCAGCCCUCUGAUUGCGCCUCGAGGUGUUCCGAGAGGCCCUUCCUCGGCCCCAAAGCCGACAGCGGGUAAAGGCUUCACGAGCAGGCGAGAGCAGCAGACGCCGCCCAUCCCUGGACCCACACCAUGUCGUCCGCCAGGUUUGAUUCUGCAGACCGCUCUGCCUGGUACAUGGGACCAGUGUCUCGCCAGGAGGCGCAGACCCGUCUCCAGGGCCAGCGCCAUGGCAUGUUCCUAGUCCGGGACUCCUCUACCUGCCCCGGGGACUAUGUACUGUCCGUGUCCGAGAACUCGCGUGUCUCUCACUACAUCAUCAACUCCCUGCCCAACCGUCGCUUUAAGAUCGGGGACCAGGAGUUUGACCAUUUGCCGGCCUUGCUGGAGUUCUACAAGAUCCACUACCUGGAUACUACCACCUUAAUCGAACCAGCGCCCAGGUAUCCAAGCCCACCCAUGGGUUCUGUCUCAGCACCCAACUUGUCUGCAGCAGAAGAAAAUGUGGAGUAUGUACGGACUCUGUAUGACUUUCCUGGGAAUGAUGCUGAAGACCUACCCUUUAAAAAGGGCGAGAUUCUAGUGAUAAUAGAAAAGCCUGAAGAACAGUGGUGGAGUGCCCGGAACAAGGAUGGCCGGGUUGGAAUGAUUCCUGUCCCUUACGUUGAAAAGCUUGUGAGGUCCUCACCACAUGGAAAGCAUGGAAAUAGGAAUUCUAACAGUUAUGGCAUCCCAGAACCUGCUCACGCAUACGCUCAACCUCAGACCACAACUCCUCUACCUACAGUUGCCAGUACUCCAGGGGCAGCAAUCAACCCUUUGCCAUCCACACAGAAUGGACCUGUCUUUGCAAAAGCAAUCCAGAAGAGAGUACCAUGUGCUUAUGACAAGACUGCAUUGGCAUUGGAGGUUGGUGACAUUGUGAAAGUCACAAGGAUGAAUAUAAAUGGCCAGUGGGAAGGCGAGGUGAAUGGGCGCAAAGGGCUUUUCCCUUUCACACAUGUUAAAAUCUUUGACCCCCAAAACCCGGAUGACAACGAGUGAUUGUUGCUGCCUUGUCCUGCCUGCCGUCGUCUCCUUUGGAGUGGGAGGCACUCUCACAUGCAAGUCACACCGAGCUGCUGGUGGCCAGCUUUCCAUCCACUGGGUCUCCUGCACAUUUGGAAUGCCUCCAGCAGCUGCCUUGGCAUUUGUAUCCUAGUCAUGCUGUCACAGAGUAGCUGGUCUUAGCGUUCUUCUGGGUCGUGGACUGAAAAGCCUGGUGGAACUGGACACAGGUCUUCCUUCUCAUCACUGCCUCAUUUGUGUUGGAGACGGACUCUGGUGCGAGCCUGCUGACGGUCCACACGGAGAGGGCUAGCCUUGGCAAACUCUUGCUGUUGCUGGUCCACAGAGCAGUGGCUUGUUUUUCUUUGGACGACAGAGGAAGUAAACUCCAGACAAUUCUGUCCAAACUCCUGCAGUCUGGCUUGUUUCCACUUUCUUUUGUUUAGUUUUGGUUUUGGAAGACUAAUUCAUUAGAGUUGUGUGUUCUGAACAGAUUUUUAAAUAGUAGGUUGGUUUUUUGUGAUAGUCUAAGGAACAAUACGUGUCCCUGAGCUUCCAAACUGAAGCUGCUGUACGUAACUAAAGAAUAUGAAAAAGACACCUUGAAGUAGAGGCCUUUCUCUUUUGGUUGCCACGAUACCUUGUGUGCCAUGUGGCAAACAGUGCACGUGCACACACAGCAGUCAUUGGUGUACCGUGCUGGGUGCAGCCUGGAAGCCCCAGGGUGAACCACCAGUGGUCUAGGGAGCCUGUUGCUGUCUGUCACUGUUGCUACUGACAGGAAAAGAAAGAGUGGGGCACUUGGUCAGUUCUGUCUGGCGUUUGAAUAAGUAUACCCCCUUUAAGAACUCGAAGUUUAACCAGAGUCCUGUCAGCUCUUCCUGUCCAAACCCAGCCUGUCCGGGCAGCUUGAAAGUGGUAGUCCUGUCUGGUUCCGCAGCCUAAGAGGAACAGAACACAGUGCUCCUGAACCAAGAAAAUGCAAGCCAGCUGGUACAAAUGUGUGUCUGCCCCUCAUCUGCACGUGGCAACCCUGAGUUCUAGAACCUUUCUGUAGUAUGCUCUGUUUUACCUGGACCCUGAUGAGGACACGCCUCCACACAGAACUCCAAGCAGACCGAGAAAUGUAGCAGUGACUUAGUGAGUAGCUCCAGCAUUUACAGAACAGCUGUAACUGUGGCCCUGGCUCUGGAGGCUCUUAGGCUGUGAGAACUAAUGAAAUAUAUUCAGGAGACAAAAACUAACACAAGCAUUUGUCCACUAUAUUUAUUUCUCUUAAAGAUUUUUUUUUUUUUUUAAUUUUGUGUAUA